Molecule: messenger RNA, 2532 nt
Organism: Vidua chalybeata
Lineage: Eukaryota; Metazoa; Chordata; Aves; Passeriformes; Viduidae
Gene: EPDR1
Product: ependymin related 1
Exons: 3
Coding region: 1-663 (220 amino acids)
Biological process (GO): cell-matrix adhesion
Cellular component (GO): extracellular region; lysosome
Molecular function (GO): calcium ion binding
Source: RefSeq, a predicted model, not a curated record
AUGGCGCGGCCGGCGGCCGGCCGGCAGCCGCGCCCGGGGCCGGCGCCGCCGCUGCGGCUGCUCCUGCUGCUGGGUGUCCUCCUGCUGCGCGGUGGAGCGGCGGCGGCGGCCGAGCCGUGCCAGGCGCCGCGGCAGUGGGAAGGGCGCACCGUGUUCUACGAGCACGGCUCGGGCCGCAACACGCGGGCCGCCGUCUCCUACGACGGCCCCAACCAGCGCGUCCGGAUCCUGGAGGAGAGGAAGGCGCUCAUCCCCUGCAAGAAGUUCUUUGAGUAUAUAUUGCUCUACAAAGAUGCAGUGAUGUUUCAGAUUGAACAAGUUACAAAGCUUUGUUCAAAGAUUGCUCUGACAGAGCCAUGGGAUCCAUAUGAUAUCCCUGCCAAUUCAACUUAUGAAGACCAGUACUACAUUGGGGGACCUGGAGAUGAAGUUAUGGUACAGGAAUGGUCUGACAGAAAACCAGCCAGGAAAUUGGAAUCCUGGGUCGGCGUUUACACCGUCAAAGACUGUUACCCAGUACAGGAAACCUACACCAAGAACUACAGCGUGACAACCUCCACUCGCUUCUUUGACAUCCACCCGGGCAUCGCAGACCCGUCCGUGUUCACCCCACCCCCCACCUGCCAGACAGCCCAGCUGACAAGGAUGAAAGAUGAAUGCUGAGUAUGGACACUGGCUGCCCUGGGCAAACACAUAUUAGCCAAGAGGAUGGUUAUUAGUAGUCAGUUGUUGACACCUAAGAUGGUUUUUCAGGCUAAUUGCUCUCUUUGGAAUUUGUAAUUUUUCACUUGAGAGAGAAUAUAAGCAUAUAACUGAGUAAAAUAUAUAAAACAAAAGAUAUCUUUCGAUCACAAUCUGUUCAGUGAUGCACUUGCAGUAUUAUAUAGUUACCAUUAAGAUAACAUUUCUAGAUACUAUUUAUUUAAAGUUGAUUUUCCUUUUGCAAAGAUUUCAUUAUUUAUUUUUUCAAGAAGACAAAGUAUAGGCAGAUAGCAGCAAUGGUACUGUCUAGAAGAAAAAGCUAAAUUUUGUUGUCAUUGUUGUUGUUACUUCUGGAGACUUGAAGGGAAAGAUGACCUGCGUACCUAAGUGAAAAUAUAAUUUUAAACUAUAUGCAUCAAAAUUGUGUAAAUUUGUUCUUUUGGUUUUAUUUUAUUUUGUGUUCUGAUUUUUCUUUUUUCUUUUUUUUUUUCUGCUCUUCAAGAAGCUGGUACUCAAUUUUUGAGCUAAGUUUUGUUCUUUCUGAAAAGAAACUGGAGUAGCUUUAUUCAUGUAAUGCUUGCUGACAUGCAAAAAAUACUUUUCUGUUUCUUGGGAGAAUGGUGUGAAUGGAAGGGUAGGAGGGAGAGAUACACCUUGGAAAAUAAGUAAGCCAAAGUUUUUUCUGCAUCUCCCUUUUGGAGAAGGCUUCCAGUAGGGUGUGAUUAACAAUUUUCAGUCACAUUUUACUUCAGCACUCACUUUUCAAGGCAAUACUAUUUUUAACCUAUGGAAAGGGAUAAAACGGUACUACACUCUAAACAGCUUUAAUGUUUUGUAACUACUUUCAACAGUCUUUACUCAGGGUGUGGAAACACCUUCAUAAUUCCAGGGAGGUUUGAAAAAGGAAAAGCUUUUCUUUGUGCAUAGUAAGGAAACGCUGAAUCAGCAUUCACACAGUUCCUGGUGGUUGGGAUGGAGAGAAAGACAGAACCUGUGACCUGUGUAGAGAGGCAGGAGGGAGGAAUGGGAGGCACAGAUCUUAGAUGUGUAGUGUGGUAGUGAGGCACUACAAUCUAAGCAGAUCCACUGAUGCCUGUUUUAUUUGCUGUUUCAUCAGCAUCUCAAUCUUAUUAUCUCCACAUAAACAAAAAAGUGCAGAGAGUGCAUGUAUUUUGCAUUAGAAAAUUCAAACCAAACCUUCAUGCACCUUGGAUACUCUCAGAAGUGUGAUGGGUUUUGCACGUUUACCAAAUGAGAUUAACUGGUUUAUUCUGUAAGGUGUGCAUUUUAUUUACUACUUGCAAAAAAAUUUAAACACAGAUUCUUGUCCUCUUACACAUAUUGGGUAGUUGUUUGCUCCAGAAGUCAUCUGGCUGUAAAGAAUCUGUAAAGGGAUGUAAACAAAGGGGAGUUUGGUGUGUCCAGAGGAGAGAUGGUGGGCAGGCUUUUAGUGCUUUAUAUACUCAUAGCUUUUUGUACGUAAGCAAGUGGGACAGUGGUUGCUUUUCUUUCACAGUUGUGGUCACAAUGGCAUUUUACUUUGCCCCAUGCCUAAUGAAAACACAUAUACAUACUGAUUAAAAUUUAGCUAGUUCAUUAAAAAUUUCUCUUGGAGAGGACCAUUUCACUGAAAUGCGCUAGUGGAAGGAAGGAUUGGGUUUCCUUGAAUUUAGAGUGCAUUUAUUCUGUACUCGCCUUCUGUAUUUUUUGUGUCACACUCUAAAUGCUAACUGCAUAUUGUUCUCAUUAGGACAAUGAUUAGCAUUCAUUUCUUAAUAUGUGUCCUGUUAGAAUCUGGAAAAUAUAAUAAAUCUGGCUAGCAAGCAUGAA